AUGAGUAACAAUUUAGAUGAAUCUGUGGUAAGUGAUUAUGUUAAUUUUGGUAAUGGAGAGCUUGUGGGGCAGACGAGUUUUCUUGACAAAAUUCAUCAACAGGAGAUGAUUGAAAGGCAACAGCGAGUGAAAACUGUCCUGCGCAAAGGAAUAGCCCCGCCAACGGCUGAAGAACUUGAGUCUAUUCUCGAACGGCGGGCGAAGUUCACUAGCACAAAAAAGCUUCAGAAGCAUAUAGAAGAUACCGAGAGACGUCAAGCAGAAUGGCGGGAUUAUGUGACGUGUAAACCACACAUUCGUGAAUUGGCCACGCCAUUGCAAGUGAAGGUGGAAACAACCGGUUUGGAGGGACGCGCUGUUAUUUUAUCUCCAUUGCUUGCAUUGUUUAGAAUGCUCUUGUGUGAUAAUCGCGCAAAGAGACGACUGACAAAACUUCGCACAAGAAAAUCAGCACAAGUAAGUGAUACAUCUGCACUGAACAGUCGACAAGAGGGUUUACUGGAGGCUGUCAGUGUUGUGGAGGAACAUAUGAGUGUAGCACCGGCACAUUCCAACCGAUUAGCCCCAAUGCCAAAUUUGUUUCUAAUGACAUCUUCCUUCGAGGUAAAGCCUUUACGUAACCCGUUUGUCUUUCUCUCCAGAGAGUAUCAAAUGGAACGACUCCCUGAGUUUGCACUUAAUCUCUCCAAAGCAGCUAGUAAAGAGUAUGCAACCUACACUAAAGCCGAUUAUAGUGAACCUACUGCAGUGAUUCUUUCAGAUUUUGUGCAGCCGUUUGUGAUGUUAGAAACAUUUGAUGUCACUAAACGAGCUCAUGAUACUGUCCAUAGAGAAAAUCUUGUGCUGGGGUAUGAGUCUUUCAGUACUGUACCGACAACACAAAGUACAUUUAUUGCAGGAGGAAAAAUGGAGGUUAUGCGUGGUACAGAUUCCACUACUGGGAAUAAUUUGUUGCCGGAGGAAUCAUCUUAUGCUGGUCUGCCUUUGAAGUUAAACGGACCACUGGCAGAUGAUUCAAUGAGUGAAAGUGACACUGAUGAUGUUUCAGUGGUUUAUAAUGCAGAUAUUUCGUGGUUACCUCAGAUCCCUCUGCAAAGAGUAGGAAAUGGAAAAGAGCCUCAGAAGCCCUUGGAUGGGACGCCGUCGUGA
Messenger RNA from Trypanosoma theileri, 1149 nucleotides. RefSeq lists its product as uncharacterized. The coding region runs from base 1 to 1149 and encodes 382 amino acids. Lineage: Eukaryota; Euglenozoa; Kinetoplastea; Trypanosomatida; Trypanosomatidae. The record is from RefSeq and is a predicted model, not a curated record. The transcript has a single exon.